AUGCCCCCUCAAGACCUGGCACUGAUGCAGCAGUUAGUACGGCUUCAACAAGAGAACACAAGCCUGAGGGGGUAUGCAGAGAGGGUGACGAAAGAACUAAGGAGCGCCCGCCUCUCACAAGCUGUAACUGCCGCGGCUGCUGCCGUAUGCGGGAAUGAUACAGCAAGAUGCUCUGCUGUAGCUUCAGAUUUACAACAACAGGCGGAGGGGCUGCCUUUGCCCCCAUGGUGUCUGAAUAUGCAGCUAGUUAGCCCCCUUCUUGCAGCAUACGACGAACGGAUACUAGAGCUCCAAGAAGAGGCAAAAUCGAAAGAAAAAAUCAUAGAAAAUUUUAGUGCGAAAGUGAUGGCGGUUACAACAGAAAACGAACAGCUGGCAGAAGAGCUUCGCAGCAAAACAGCUAGGCUUCAGCAACUGUUUGAGGCUGAGGCUGGCAGCACCGCAGGCACUGGCGCACUUGGCUCGGUCAGUGCGGGAAAACCAUAUAGCUCCCUUUUACAAGAGAAGAAUGAGCUAGAAGAGCUUUACAGUUUGACUUCAGAACAAAGUGAGGUAUUAUUAAGCCAGAACCACUUACUCAAAUGCCAUGUGGAACAAAGUGAAGCUGCACUAGAGGAGAUGCGCACGGUAAUGGCGGAGACAGAGAGGCGGGCUGCAGCGGUUGCAGCCAGAGAAGAGAAGCUAGCAAAGCAGGAAGACACAGUGGCGGAACAGGCACUGCAGUUGCGGGAAGCAGUCGAAAGAAACAAUGAAUUAUCCAAGCGGCUUGCUCUAGCCGAAAAGGAUGUACAGCGGCUGUCUGCCGAAUUAGCAACGGCGCUACAGCAGCAGGAGUCUCAGCUUCAAGAACUGCAGCAAGAACGUGCCGCUGCAGCUGCGGCCGCUGCGCUGCAACAAGAGCAUGAAGGGCUUAAGAAACAGGUGGAGUCGGCAGCCAGGGAGACAGUUGCAGCAAAAGAGGUAGCGGACUACCUCGAGCAGAGACUAGCUACACAGGCCCAUGACGCCGAAGAGGCAAGGAAACAAUCAGAAAGUAUCACACAGCAGCUUCACGCUGCUGUUGUGGAAAAGGAGCGAGCAGUAGCCAGUGCAUCUUUGCUUCAGCAGCAUCUAGAUCAGUUAAGGGGGCAGCAUGAAACGGAGCUACGGCUUUUGCGUGCUGCUCAAGGGGACACUCUAGAAAGACGGGCCUUGCAAGCAGAGGAGCUUGCAGAGAGACUACGACAACAGCUUGAGGCACUCCAAAAGUCCCACGGCGAGGCGAUAGUAAAGUUAGAAGCAGCAGAAAGGAGGACAGCAGCAGCAGCUGCUGAAGCAAAACAGGCUCGAACCGAGCUUGCUGCUUCUACAAAGCACCACCAAACGUUAGAGCAACACCGUCAGCAGGCGCAAGCUGCUGCUGAGUCCGAAGUAGCUCGGCUUAAAGAGGUGCUCACUACACAGGGUAAGGAUGCUGCAGCAAAAUCAGCUGCACUUGCUGCUUCCAAAAAACAGCUGGAAGACAGCCUUGCAGCAGCAGAGUCGGCACGACUUACCUUGCAGCAGCAACAAGUGUUGUUGAAUCAAAGGUGCGAGCAACUACAGGAGACGUGCAACACGCAACAGCAGCAGAUUGCAGAAGUUACGGCAAAACUAGCGACUGCAGAAGCGGAAGGUGACGCAGCAAAACGCAGGGCGGAACGAGAGACGGCGGAGGUUAAGAGGCGUUGUGAUAGCCUGACUGCCUUGGCAGAGGCAAAAGCAGCACGAAUACAGGAGGCAGCAGACAGGAGACAGAUAGCUGCGGCACAGAGACUGCUAGAGGAGCAGCAACAAAGGGAGCGGCUAGGCAAGGAAUAUGAGUACCAGAAACAGCGCUUACAACAGCAGCUAGCGAAAGCAGCUACAGCCAAUGCAGCUCUCAGACGGAAAAUAAAUGAGGUUUUGCAUGGUCUUGAUAUGGCGCUACCCCCUGUAUCUGUUUUAGAUGACGAAGAGGAAUCUGAUGUGACUCCUUAG
This is a messenger RNA of Cyclospora cayetanensis, 1998 nucleotides long. RefSeq lists its product as uncharacterized. The record is from RefSeq and is a predicted model, not a curated record. The coding region runs from base 1 to 1998 and encodes 665 amino acids. The transcript has a single exon. Lineage: Eukaryota; Apicomplexa; Conoidasida; Eucoccidiorida; Eimeriidae.